GAAGCCCGAGGCCGUCUGCUCUCCGCUCAGUCUUCUGUGCAACAGCUACGAAAGCAGCUCUCAGAGUCCGACUUGUCUAAAAAAGACACAGAACGACGAAACCAGACGCUGCAGCAGGAAAAGGAGGCAGCUCAGCGAGAGCAGGAGGCGGCUAGGAAGGAGAAGGAGCGUCUGAAGCAGGAGAGGGACAUGUUGGUCAGUGAGAAGACGAACUUGGAGAAGUCGGUUCAGGCGGCUGAGAGCAGCAGGCAGAUCCUGCAGAUGGAGCGCGAGAAGCUUCAGCUGGCCGUGGCGUCCGCACAGCGAGAGCGGGACCGCGAAAGGGAGGAGAAGGAGGCCGCCGUUCAGGAGAGGGAGCGAGUGAAGGCCGAGGCUCAGAGGAUUCAGAAGCAGCGGGAUCAGAGCGAGAGCCGAGCGUCGGCUCAGCGUGGAGAGUUGUCUGCAGUGAGGGAGACUCAUCAGCAGGGGGAGGUUGAGAGGCAGCUGCUGGAGCAGGAGAAGACCCAGCUGUCCGCAUGGCUGGCUCGAGUGAGAAGAAAAACCUGCUUGUUUUGA
Molecule: messenger RNA, 555 nt
Organism: Nematolebias whitei (Rio pearlfish)
Lineage: Eukaryota; Metazoa; Chordata; Actinopteri; Cyprinodontiformes; Rivulidae
Product: rootletin
Source: RefSeq, a predicted model, not a curated record